Molecule: messenger RNA, 1498 nt
Organism: Echinops telfairi (small Madagascar hedgehog)
Lineage: Eukaryota; Metazoa; Chordata; Mammalia; Afrosoricida; Tenrecidae
Gene: TMEM125
Product: transmembrane protein 125
Exons: 3
Coding region: 663-1325 (220 amino acids)
Source: RefSeq, a predicted model, not a curated record
GUCCUACUUCUAACGCAGGACUAGCCUGAACUGGAGGGAGGGACCCCAUGGUUUGUUAUUGUUGCUUCCGGUUAGCAUGUGUAGAGAUAGGUCUAGCCGCCGGCUCCAGGCCCCUUGGGGAAUUCUGAAAGGAAAACGGCAACUGACCCAGCCCCACCCCUCAAGACAAAUGCAAUUGUCCUCGUUUUUUUUGUUUUUUUCCCAGAUAAGGAGACAGACUCCAGAGGUAAAACCAACCCAGCUUCCUUGACCCUCCCCUGAGCCCCUCCUCUGGGCUCCCACACCACAUCCCAGCUCCAACUCCAGGGGGGACCUACAGCUUCUGCCUGCCUCGGGGGGCUCACUGAGGGCAGGGCCCUGCUGCUCUGCUCGGCUGGAGGCCAGCGGUGACAGCGGAGGCCAUGUGAGUCUGAUCCUGAAUGAGGCUUUAUCUCUCGCUGUUCCUCCCAUCAUCGCGUUGUCCACUGUCCACCGUGACACCGGCUCCCUGGGCCAGUCGGGAUGGAACAGGCAUCGGAGGAAGCCAGAGCUAGAGAGGUCAUGGUGACCACAGCUUGGACGGCGAAAGAAGCAGUACUUGGGACUUCUAGCCACCAGACUGUGCGCCCCAACCUCUAGCCUCUGCCGCUGCCCCUCUGCCCUGGUCCCUGCCAGCCCCAGCCAUGCCUGAAAGAGGGGCUUCAGCCCCAGUGGGCCGGGGGCUACCCUCGGACGUCCUGGCGGAGCAGGUGGAGCUCUGGUGGUCCCAGCAGCCGCGGCGCUCAGCACUGUGCUUCGCCGUGGCCGUGGUCCUUGUGGCAGGCUGCGGCGCCGGCGGCGUGGCGCUGUUCUCCUCGACCAGCAGCCGCUCGGGCGAGUGGCGGCUCGCCUCGGGCACGGUGCUCUGCCUGCUGGCCCUGCUGGUGCUGGUGAAGCAGCUGAUGAGCUCGGCCGUGCAGGACAUGAACUGUGUGCGCCAGCCCCACCACGUGGCCCUGCUGCGCAGCGGCGGCGGUGCCGACGCCCUGGUGGUGCUCCUCAGCGGCCUGGUGUUGCUGGUCACUGGACUGACACUGGCCGGCCUGGCCGCCGCCCCUACCCCCACCCAACCCCUGGCCACCAUGCUGUCCGUGGGCGUGGCACUGGCUGCCUCGGGCUCGCUCCUCCUGCUGGGCUUGCUGCUGUACCAGGUGGGCCUGAGUGGACACUGCCCUCCCAUCCGAGCGGCAGCCCCUUCCACCCAGAGUGGCCAUGGAGAGAGCAGCGGCAGCAUCUUCAGCAUCUCAGGACGACUGUCCGCUGGCCGGCGUCUCGAGACUACGUCUAGCAUCGCCAGCCUCAUCUGAUCAAGUCAAGCCAGAGCCGUCCUUCCCAAGGGCCUCACCCGAGGGUCCUUGGAGAGUUGGGAGAGGAGUGAAUGAGAGCGGGGGGAGGGAGGGAGACAAUGAGCCUAUGUGAAGGUAUCGGCGUCAGGCCUGUGGCCGUGUGCGUGUGAUUAAAGAAAAUGUGCCUCCACACA